AGACAGACUUUUCGCUUGUCCUUUUUCAUUAAUACAGCCUGGUUUCAUCAUUCAACAUUCCUGUUGCUUCAUUUGACACAAUUUGUCUGUGAAUCAUUUCUUUCUCUAUUCACUCUCGAGAUCCACAUUUUUUCCUUUAAUGUCGCUCAUUAGAGAGUGGCAACACCUCUGUGUACCCUUUAGAGAUAUAGAAAUAGCCACUAGAAACUUCAAGACCAUUAUUGGAAAGGGUGGAUAUGGCGAUGUAUAUAAAGGAGAACUCUUACUUUCCGGUAAACUUACCUCUGUCGCUGUGAAGCGACUACCAAAAACCAACCAUUCUGGUCAAGGUCUUAAGGAGUUCUUAACAGAGAUUCAAUUACUCUCCCGUUAUGAACAUCCAAACCUGGUCUCCCUUCUUGGUUACUGUGAGGAACACGAUGAAAAGAUCCUUAUUUAUGAGUAUGCAGAGCAUGGAAGCCUGGACUGUUACCUAAGUAUGUCUAAUACCAGGUUUCCAGUCCCAUGGAAGCAAAGAAUCAAUAUAUGCAUUGACGCAGCACGGGGUUUGGAUUAUCUUCAUAACCAUGUUGCAGAAAAUCAUAGAGUUAUCCACAGGGAUAUAAAGAGUUCGAAUAUUUUAUUAGAUCACAACUGGAAAGCUAUGAUUUCAGAUCUGGGUCUUUCCAAAAUAGGUCGUGCAAAUGAAAAUGAGAGUUAUCUCAUUACGAAUCUUGCUGGCACACAUGGUUAUUGUGAUCCUGCGUAUAUAAAUACAGGUAUUCUGACAAAAGAAUCGGAUGUUUAUUCAUUUGGCGUGGUGUUGUUUGAAGUACUAUGUGGGAGGCCGGUGUUCAUGAAUGUAAAUAAUGAACGGCGAUUCCUAACAGAACUAGUUAAGACCUGCUACAAAAAAGGAAAUUUCAAUGAUAUAAUUGAUCUUGAUUUAAAGAAACAAAUGGACUCGGAUUCCUUGAAUAUGGUCUCAAAGAUUGCAUAUCAGUGCUUGGAGGAUGAUCGAAAACAACGACCAUCGAUGGGUUUGGUGGUAGAGAAACUUGAGAAAGCUUUGGAAUUGCAAGAACUUUCAGAAACAUGGGCACCAAAUGUACCUGCAAUCCACAAGAGAAAACUACAAAUAUUAAGUAAACUUGCGAAAACAUCGGCAGAAAAUGCUGAAACCUGUUUAUCAUCGAUGGCGUGCGUGCUGAUCUUGAUAUUUUUGUUGAUAAUGGACAGAAAACAAUUAGUAAUAACAAGGAUAUUAUUAAUUCUAUUGUUUUUAUUUUUAUUAUUACUAUUAUUAUUAUUUUUAUUAUUAUUUAUUAGAACUCUAUGUACCUUCGUUUUCACUCACACUCCUUUUUCUUCUCUGGCAACUAAAUCCGACUUUGGCCAUGAGCGAUAAUCUUGGCCGGUAUAGCCGUCUUCCAUCUGCCUCUCUCUGGUAAUCCUUUUCAAAUAAGUACAAAUCCAUCCGUUCUAGAAGAAUUGAGAUAUGUGGAUUUCACUGUAUGAUGGUCAUGUGAUCCCUUUUUUAUUUCCACCCACCCCUCUCUGGUAAGUCCAGAUCCGUAAUCAAGUGUAAUUACUUAAGUAAAUUUUCAUUGUUGUAAUGUUUGGGUGAAAUGUCGAGGAUUUAAUAGAAGGAGUUCUAAAUUUUCAUGGUUGUAAUCUUUAGCUAAAAUAAUGUUAAAGGAUUAAAAUGCCACGAAUUCUAAAUUUUUGUGGUUUGUAAAACUAGUAAUGUGAAGUUAUUCACUACAA
Messenger RNA from Lactuca sativa (garden lettuce), 1746 nucleotides. RefSeq names its product putative receptor-like protein kinase At5g39000. Gene Ontology annotation, cellular component: plasmodesma; plasma membrane. Gene Ontology annotation, molecular function: transmembrane receptor protein tyrosine kinase activity; ATP binding. Gene Ontology annotation, biological process: protein autophosphorylation. The record is from RefSeq and is a predicted model, not a curated record. NCBI's taxonomy places the organism in Eukaryota, Viridiplantae, Streptophyta, Magnoliopsida, Asterales, Asteraceae.